UUUGUGUUAGGUCACGUUCCAUCUGUAAACUGGGGUAAAGGGCAUGAGCAUAACUUUCAUACGCUAUUGUGGGAAUCUUGACCGUUUUAAAGAAGCUAGUCUUUAGGUAGCUGACUAGGUCUCUAGAUUUCUGCUCAAUUAAAAGGCUUGGUACAUUUCUCCACAGGACAUGUUGCCUAACACAGGAAAGCUGGCGGGAUGCACCCUAUUUAUCACAGGGGCGAGUCGGGGCAUUGGCAAAGCCAUUGCACUGAAAGCAGCCAAGGACGGUGCCAAUGUGGUGAUCGCCGCUAAAACAGCCCAGGCCCACCCCAAGCUCCCAGGGACCAUUUACACAGCUGCAGAAGAAAUUGAGGCGGCGGGCGGGCGAGCCUUGCCGUGCAUCGUAGACGUCAGAGAUGAAAAGCAGAUCAGCGACGCAGUGGAGCAGGCUGUGAGCAAGUUUGGAGGCAUUGACAUCUUGGUCAACAAUGCCAGUGCCAUCAAUUUGACGGGAACCCUGCAGACGCCCAUGAAGAAAGUGGACCUCAUGUUGGGCAUUAACCUCAGAGGGACCUACCUAACGUCAAAGCUGUGUGUCCCGUAUCUUCUGAAGAGCAAAAAUGCUCACAUCCUGAACCUCAGUCCACCUCUCAACCUAAACCCCAUCUGGUUCAAAAAUCACACAGCGUACACCAUGGCGAAGUACGGAAUGUCCAUGUGCGUUCUGGGAAUGGCGGAGGAGUUCCGAGGAUCAAUAGCCGUCAAUGCCUUGUGGCCCAAGACAGCCAUUCAGACUGCGGCCAUGGAUAUGCUGGGGGGCACUGACGUGGCUAACCAGUGCAGGAAAGUGGACAUCAUGGCCGACGCGGCUUAUUGCAUCUUCAGCAAGCCCCCCAGCUACACUGGCAACUUUGCCAUUGACGAGGACGUUCUGAGGAAAGAAGGAAUCGUAGACUUCGAUACAUACGCUGUUGCUCCAGGUCACCCACUGCUCCCAGACUUCUUCCUGGAUGAGGAUCCAGAGUUGAUUACGAACAAAAUGGGGGGUGAAGGUGCUCCUCCUGCUUCCAAAGCCAGCCCAGAGGCCGCUGGCGACGGACCGAUUGCUGAAACCUUCAAAAUCAUCAAAGGGAUUCUCAGUCCCGAUGUUGUCAAAAGUACACAGGGAGUGUACAAGUUUGACAUUUCCGGAGAGCACCCCGGGGUCUGGUACAUUGACCUGAAGAACGACGCGGGCAGCGCGGGCAGCGGGGAGCCGCCAGUCCAGGCCGACGUGGUGAUGAGCUUGGACAGCGCCGACUUCGUCAAAAUGUUUUCGGGCAACCUAAAGCCAACCAUGGCCUUUAUGUCUGGAAAGUUGAAGAUUAAAGGGGAUAUGACCCUGGCCAUCAAAAUGGAGAAGAUGAUGUCCUUGAUGAAGGCUAAGCUUUAAUGAAGCCGACAGCCGGAAUACACAAACAUGUUUGCCUUUCACGUGUUUAUAACUGUUAUAACACUUUUCUAAUUCAGCUUCUAAAUACACCAAUUUCUUUCCAA
Messenger RNA from Anguilla rostrata (American eel), 1518 nucleotides. It is a transcript of the gene hsdl2, whose product is annotated as hydroxysteroid dehydrogenase like 2. Gene Ontology annotation, cellular component: mitochondrion. NCBI's taxonomy places the organism in Eukaryota, Metazoa, Chordata, Actinopteri, Anguilliformes, Anguillidae. Bases 170 to 1414 code for a protein of 414 amino acids. The record is from RefSeq and is a predicted model, not a curated record. The transcript has 11 exons.